This is a messenger RNA of Rotaria sordida, 786 nucleotides long. The record is from the annotation of a GenBank genome assembly. NCBI's taxonomy places the organism in Eukaryota, Metazoa, Rotifera, Eurotatoria, Philodinida, Philodinidae.
AUGUUUCAAACACGUAUAUUUUCGAUUAUAUUAUUUAUUAUUAUUCAAUAUUUUAUAUUUGUUCAUAGUCAAUGUCCAUCUAAUGUCUUAAUAAAACCAUGUUUAUGUAUUGAGAACAAUUCAUCAAAAAAUAAUGAAAUGGUACUCUAUCCAACCCUAACAGACAUGAUUCCAAUUCGUCAAAAAUCAAUUGUAUGUGAAAAUAUUAAAAAUUCAUCCAUAGAUUUACGUUCUAUUUUUAUUAAACUUAGUACCAUAUUAGCAACAAAUAAUCAAUCAUAUAAUCUUACGAAUUUUAAUGAUUUUCUUUUACAUAAUACAGAGAUUAAUCAUCUACCAGAAAAUGUUUUUGGAAAUAUUACCUUUUCUUAUAUUAUAUUAUAUCAUAAUACAUUAUUAAAGUCAAUUGAUAUUAAUGCAUUUAAUAAUACAAGAAAUUAUGUUGAAGUAUUUAGAACUUUAAAUACAAGUUUAUCAGAUAGUAAAACAUUAUUUACAAUAAUAAAUGAAUUUAAGAAUUUAAGACUUCUUAGUAUGGAAAAUGAUAAACUAAAAUCAAUUCCAGAUAACGCAUUCAAUCAUACUGAACUUCGAUAUAUCUGGUUUGGUGCUCAUUAUAAACAAACAUCACAACCAAUUGAUCACAUUGGUAAAUAUCCAUUUUAUAAUGUACCAAAUCUAGAUGCAUUAAGGAUCUUUUCGCCUGUACUAACAAAAAUUGGUAAAUAUUCAUUGGCUAUAAAUAGACGAGCAACAUUAAUUGAUGAUGAUGAUUUGAAUAAUAUG